Boleophthalmus pectinirostris (great blue-spotted mudskipper) is the source of this 5474-nucleotide messenger RNA. It is a transcript of the gene dgkaa, whose product is annotated as diacylglycerol kinase, alpha a. Gene Ontology annotation, molecular function: ATP-dependent diacylglycerol kinase activity; calcium ion binding. Bases 394 to 2571 code for a protein of 725 amino acids. Lineage: Eukaryota; Metazoa; Chordata; Actinopteri; Gobiiformes; Gobiidae. The transcript has 24 exons. Gene Ontology annotation, biological process: diacylglycerol metabolic process; lipid phosphorylation; intracellular signal transduction. The record is from RefSeq and is a predicted model, not a curated record. Gene Ontology annotation, cellular component: plasma membrane.
AUUUAACUCUUAACUAACCACUCUGGGAAAUGUCCCUUGACGUCUAUUCAAAUGCUCUGGUUUAAAAACAUCUUUUCGCAGCGGUCGUGAUUCACGCUGACUGACAGCUCUGAAGCGGCGCUGUAGGACCGUCAUUUCCCCGUCAUGUGAACUGUGGAAGUUUGCAGGGGGCGUGUGAGAGAGCGCAGCCGACACAAGAGAGACACGGGCGGGCGGUCCUUCACUCUCCGUUCGCCUCUCUACACUCGACCCACGGUCCCUGCUGUCUGCGCCUGCCCGAAGUUAGCGGACACUUUUACCACCAAAACGCCGCUGUCUGACUGGCUUCUCUUCCAACUGCACCCCUAACACUUGACUAAAGACCGCAACGGAGCAGAUCAGUUAAGCGGCAGCAUGUCCGCCCGCGCAGACUCGGAGGUGAAGGAGCUGAGCCCGGUCGACUUCAUACAGCUGCAGCAGUACAUCGAGUACUGCAGCUUGAAGGUGAAGGAUGUGCUCCGAGAGUUUGACCCAGAUGGCAGCCUGGCGCGGCAUAGACAUGGAGAGUGCAUCAAUGAGGAGGGCUUCCGUCUGUUUCUGAAGACAUAUUUGGAGGUGGAGGACUUCCCUGCGGACCUGUGCCAGAGACUCUUCCGAUCGUUCCAAAACUCCAAAGACUCCACAGACAGUGCCAAGGAGGUCUUUCUGAAGGAUGUGUCCUGUUACUUCUCUCUCCUGGAAGAUGGACAGCCCAGGGACAAGCUGGAGUUUGCUUUCAAACUGUACGACAGAGAUGGUAAUGGAGUCCUGGACAGUUCUGAAGUGGACAGAAUCAUUGCUCAGAUGAUGCAUGCAGCAGACUACCUUGGCUGGGAUGUCUCAGAGCUACUUCCUGUUCUGAAGGACAUGAUGACAGCCAUAGAUGCAGACAGCAGUGGCACCGUGUCCCUGGACGAGUGGGUGAACGGAGGCAUGAACAACGUCCCGCUGCUGGUGCUCCUUGGGCUAAAGGUGACACAGAAAGAUGGACAGCACCUUUGGAGGAUGAAGCAUUUUAACAAGCCUGUUUACUGUAACGUGUGUCAGAGCAUGCUGCUGGGGCUCAGGAAGCAGGGCCUGUGCUGCACCUGCUGUAAAUACACAGUCCAUGGUCGCUGCGCCAACAGGAACCCAGCUCCCUGCACCAAGACCUAUGUCAAGUCAAAGAAAGAUACAGGGGUUCCAACACACGACUGGGUGAGUGGGAACUGUGAUUCGAGGAAGUGUGAUAAAUGCCAGAAAAAAAUCAAGAGCCUUCAGGGUUUAACGGGCAAACACUGCGUCUGGUGCCACACGAUGCGGCAUGAUGAAUGUGCAGAGCUGGAGCCCAUAGAGUGCAGCUGUGGGCCGCUUCGGGACCAUAUCCUUCCUCCGUGGGCCAUAUAUCCUGUAAUAAAGGAAAGAACAAAUGGCUGUUCAGGAUCUGGAGAUGACAGUGACCUCAAUACGACUCCAGAUGGACAAGUGCUGCAGAUCAGUCCUGUGCCCAACACUCACCCGCUGUUAGUGUUUGUGAAUCCUAAAAGUGGUGGCAAACAGGGUGAAAGAAUCUUACGGAAAUUCCAGUAUUUAUUAAAUCCACGACAAGUUUACAAUCUCUCAAAUGGAGGUCCAGGCCCAGGUUUGAGUUUUUUUAGAAAUCUACAGGACUACAGGAUAUUAGUGUGUGGGGGAGACGGCACAGUGGGAUGGAUUCUAGACGCCAUUGACAAGGCUAAUCUAAUGGUGCGACCUCCUGUUGCUGUACUUCCUCUGGGCACAGGAAAUGACCUUGCUCGAUGUCUCAGAUGGGGAGGAGGAUACGAUGGAGAGGAUCUUUGCCGUAUUUUGAAGGACAUAGAGUUGAGCACGGAGGUGAUGAUGGACCGCUGGAGCUUUAAAGUGAUUGCAGAUGAAACUCAAGAGCAGGGAGACCCUGUGCCAUAUGAAAUCAUCAACAACUACUUCUCCAUCGGGGUGGAUGCUUCUAUUGCACAUCGGUUUCACACAAUGAGGGAGAAACACCCACAGAAGUUUAACAGCAGGAUGAAGAAUAAGUUGUGGUAUUUUGAAUUUGCAACUUCUGAAACAAUUUCUGCUUCUUGCAAGAAACUCAAAGAAAACCUAACUAUUGAGUGUUGUGGCACCCCCAUUGAUCUCUCGGGCCUUUCGUUGGAGGGGGUCGCAGUCUUAAAUAUUCCCAGCAUGCAUGGCGGUUCCAAUCUGUGGGGGGAGACCAAGAAAACCGAUGCCAAGUCAAGUCCAGAUGAGCCAGAAGUCAUAGUUGACCCGGAAGUGCUAAAAGUAACUUCACAAGAUCUGAGUGACCGUCGUCUGGAGGUGGUUGGCCUGGAGGGGGCGAUGGAGAUGGGGCAGAUUUACACUGGACUGAAGAGUGCAGUGAGACUCGCCAAAACCUCUCAGAUCACCAUCAGGACAAAGAAGGCCCUCCCAAUGCAGAUCGAUGGAGAGCCGUGGAUGCAGCCUCCGUGCACGAUUAUCAUCACACAUAAGAACCAAGCCAGUAUGCUGAUGGCUCCUCCUCAGGCCAAAUCUACAGGAUUCUUCAAGUAAAACUGACAGCAGUGUGUCUAAUGUACAUAAAACUAAUCUUAUAUAUAAUAUAUGAAAUGUUCUGAAUGUCAGUAUAGAAAUAACCGCAUAAAUGCUUCAACGGGCUACAUAUCGUUCACAUAUAACCGAAGCAUGGCGCUGUAGGAACACAAACUGUACACUGCAAAAAAAUGACUCCCUGCAUAGGUUAAAAUAAUCCAAGAAUUUUGUUUUAAUAGUUGUGACUUUAAAGUUUCUGGUUUAGAUUUUUAAUUUUUUUUUUACAAAUUUGUUUUAAAUAAGAAAUAAUAUUGUGAAACUAGUAUGAAAUUUGACCCAAAAAAUCUAGUUUUAUAAGUAAAUAAACCAACAUUUUAUCACAUCAGUACUACUCAAAUCAGUAUUAGGUUUUUAAUAAACAGUUUUAACUACAGUAGGUAUAAUUUUUUGCAGUGUAUGUUACAGUUAUGUUGCAUUGUGGCAAAAUGACCAAACUUUACCUUUAACAAUAUAAAACUGUAGAAAGCUUUUAGACAAACUGCAAACUACUGCUGUAGGCUGGAGAUGUGGCCGUUAAUGCUUUCUGUGAAUGUAAAGUCUAAGACAGGACUAAACCAGGACUAAAUGUGGGACUCAAACAUGAAAGUGAACCAGGACUGUGCAAGGACUAAAAGUAGGAAUGAACCAGGAAUAAAGCAGGACUACAACUAGGACUGAACGAUAGACUGAAAUCAGGAUUAAACUAGGACUACAACUAGGUCUAAACCAGGACUAAACCAAGGUUAAUUCUGCACUAAAAGUGUGACUAAAACCAGGACUGAGCCAGGUCUGCAUCAGGACUAAAACCAGGAAUAUUUGUAACCAGGACUUGGCCAGACCUAAACCAGGACAAGGUCUGAAUUAUGGCUCCAGUGAGACUAAACCUGGUUCAAACCAGGACUAAAAUCAUGCCAAAACCUGGAAUAAAAUUUAUGCCAAAAUACAAAUAAAAAUUGGAAUAUUAAUGCGUAAACCAAUUCUAAAGGAUGACAAAGUAAACAUGUGUAAAACUAGAACUAAAAUCAGAACUAAACUAGGACUACAACUGGGACUAAGUCUGCAUUAUAAGUGCAACUAAAACCAACUAUGAUCCAGAAAUAAACCAGGACUAAACCAGGUCUACAACUAGAACUAAUCAAGAACUAAAACUAGGUCUAGAUCAGGACUAAAUCAGCACUAAACUAGGACUAAAUCAGGUCCUGAAUCAAGCUAAACCUAAAACUAGGACAAAGAAACAAGGAAACAAGACUAAAGAGGACUAAACUGGCUCUCAACAUUAUUGGCCUCAUUAUUUCUAUUGUUUUGUGCACGGCCCUGGCUGAAAGCAAUCGGCUGUAUAAAUGGAACAGCGAAGCUUCAUGUGCCUUUACUAUAAUAUCAAUAAUCAGUAAUUUUGGCUUUAGCAGCACCAUAGCAGCACUGUAGAUAGACGUGCACUGACCGAACAGUAUUGUGUUAUUGAAGGACACACUGCAAAAAAGUCACAUUUAUACGAGUUAAAUUGACUUGAAUUUUAAAGAUUUGAGAAAGAAAAUUUUGACUAGUUUAAAUUUUUUAAAUAAAAUCUUAAUAGUUACCUGCCAGUGAUGUAAGAAAAUGGCAUGAUUUAGUCAACACAUCUUUACUCUUUGUUUUGUGCAGAUAAUUAAGCUUAAAUACUAGAACAAUAAAUUCUCAAAAGAAUAUAGAUUUUCUGAAUUUGACUCAUUUUAACUUGUGUAAUUUUAAAUGUAUUUUUGCAGUGAAUUGGGAGGAAUCUCAGGCUGUGGCUUAAUUUAUUUACUCUUUUACAUUUUUACAUAUUUGAAAUACUUGAAGGUGUUUUUGGGAACAAUAGGACAAUCAUUGCCAAAGGGGUUUUCUGUGGCUCUGAAAUGGUGUGAGAAAAGCUAGGGAUGUCACGAUGUCUAAAUGUAAAAAUAAUAUUUGUGGGGAAAAAAACAACAAUGCAGUUUUACAUAUGUUUGUUUGUUUGCUGUGUAUUGCAUUAGCGAAGUCCAUGCAAGUUUAAAUGAUCAAUGUUGUAUUAUGUAACUUUUCUGGUUAUUACUGCUUUAUAUGGAAUAUUACACAGUAUGGCAUUGAACACAUCUGUCUCCAUGGAGACAAGCAGGUGAUGUUACUAGACCAUGUUAAUAGUCAGUUACAUCUGUGGAGAGGCAAGGAACGUAAUAUUGUAUGUUAUUCAAGGCAUUUUUGUGCACACCUGUAAUUUAAAGACAUACUAGACAGAUAAGUAGAUAUGUUUUAUGACUUACUACGGAACAUUCCAGGUCAAGAAAUAACAUCUCCAUGAACAACAGUAGAUGGUGGACCUUACACCAGAAAAGUUACAUAAUGUUCCUUUAAAUUCUGUCUAGUAAAUACACAAAUUGGUCAAACCGCUUAAUUCAAACACUUGUCUCUCUUUGACCAUGAAUCUUUAAGACUGGUUUACAUUUAUGGAUUUUUACCAGUUAUCCUGUGUAUUUUGUAAGAAUUUAUAAAACCAAUAUGUAAAUCUUGACAUCCCUAGUGCGCUCAGAAGGACUGCUGUAUUUUAAGAUUUUCAGAAGCUGACACCACUUUUACUUUUUAGGAUUUCGAUUCUUAACUAAAUAGUUGAGACCAAUUUAAUAUAUAGUGUUAAUUUAAAUGUAAUGUAAUUUAAUAAGUAGGGAAUGUUAUAGUAUAUUGCCUGGUAAAUAAGAGCAUUAAAAACUUAAAAGUGUUUGGUCCAUUUAUUUCAGGAUGCUGUGUUUAAAAUAAUGUUCGAUGGUUUUGAAACACCAGGGGGCGCUGUGUAUCUCUCUAGUGGACUAUAACUGUGGUAUGGUGGUACUUGAAAGUUCAUGUAAGUAAUAAUGAAACUACAGCAUUACAUCAAAUAAAUAACAGCAAUAACA